Spirodela intermedia is the source of this 3479-nucleotide messenger RNA. NCBI's taxonomy places the organism in Eukaryota, Viridiplantae, Streptophyta, Magnoliopsida, Alismatales, Araceae. The record is from the annotation of a GenBank genome assembly.
AUGGAUGAUGAGAUUGAAAAGGAUGCAGAAGUGUCAGCUUUGCAGUCCCAACUGAAUCAGGCAUCUAUCACAUGGAAACAGGAGUUGGAACGCCAUGACAGUCAAGUCGAAACAUUGCACGAAAAGCUGCAGGAGGUGAAGGCCACCAUCCAUCGUUCUCAAGAUAUGGCUAAAAAUGAGCUGGAAUUUCUUUGGAGGAGGGUCAGAACUACAGCUACAUUGCUGACUUACUUGAAAUCCAAGGCAUGUCUAAUGGCAGUUUCUCAACUAGCCCAGUCUUCAUAUGGAAUAAAGCAUGACGAUGGAGUCGUGUUUGUUGAUAGACCUGGGACAUCAUCGUCUGAUUUGUCUAAGAAUGCUGAUGUAUCAUCUGUAGAAAAUUCAACUGAGGAAUUGCUAAUGAGUGGUAAUAGACCUGGAUUUGUGGAUACAAAUGAUUGUGCAUACAUCAAUCAAGUAUUUAAAUCAGUCCAAUUAGUGACGGAUGUUAUGGAGUCUCUUGCUAAGAGGGUUCUUAUGGCAGAAAAAAAAGUUGCUACUGAGAAGGAAAAAGUAGAUGCAGGAAAGGAAGAAAUUAGAAGAAAGUCCCUCCAAAUUGAAAUAAUGUCUGCUAAGGUACAGGAGAUGGAAAAAUUUGCUCUUGGCACCAACAAUGUAUUAAAUGAAAUGCGGCGAAAGGUUGAAGAUAUGGUUGAAGAAACCUCCAGGCAAAGACUGAGAGCUGCAGAAAAUGAACAGGAACUCUUUCGUGUGAAGCAAGAUUUUGAAUCAUUGAAAUCCUAUGUUUGUAGUCUCAUUGGCGUUAGAGAAGCUCGUCUUCCAUCAGAGCAGGCCCAGUCAACUGAGAAUCUUUUAGGAAUGUAUGUAAAUAUUUGUUUGAGUGAUUUAAAUUCAUUUGAUCUAAGCCUGGACUGCAUCACUUAUUCCGCCUUUCAAUAUGACUAAUGCAUGCAUGUGGCGUUUAUUGAACCUGGUGCAUCAUACGCCCUUAAUGUUUUUUCGGAAAAGUUUACUCAACUGAUUUUAUUUUAAGGUUAUAUCCGUCAAUUUUUGCACUGCCAUCAAGUAUUUGCAAGUUUUUUCACCAUCAUUUAUUUCGUACUUAUUCAGUUUAAUAUGUGUUUCCCAUUGUCGAAGUAAAUAUGAUGUUUCGGUGGCCUCUUGUAGCAUGUUUUCUGUAUUACAGUUUUUUCGAGGUUAGAAAUUGACCUCUGAUAUUUUGAAAAUGUCAAAUAGAAAAAUAGAGUGAUCAUCAAUAGGAAGGAAAGAGGGAAAACAGAAUGCAUAAGAACAAUGCAUAGAAAGCUAUCCAGAUGGGACUUCUUUUCUAUUUAGGUCAUUGAAGUACUGAAACAUAUAUUUCAGAAGAAUGUGUUCAUUCUAGCAUUAAUACUAGAAAACAAAGUAGAAUCUUCAAUUUUCCUGAACACGAUUAUUUCGACCAGUCAAUAGCUGACAUUAUAACCCUGUUUUCUAAAUCUUCUACAUUUCCGUAGAAGUUUUCUGGUAUUUCUCUUCUGCCCAGUAUCCCACUAUAGUUCUGGUUGACGUACCUCCCACCAGUCAGUAGCUAAUUGAGUACGACAGAGAUCAAUAUUUUUGUCAGAAAAGUGUCUAUACCUAUAAAGUUCUUGACCUAAAUAUAUGGCGAGAUGGGAUAUAGGCCUUUUCUUUACCUGCAGAACCAUGAUGCUCUUUGUGGGGGGGAAGAGUGUUCAUGAUGUCUUGCUUCUGUAUGGAAGGAAGGUUACCGUAACUCCAUAGCCUUCUAUCGUCAAAGCUUUUUCAUUGUAUCCCUCAGGGAUUAACGACCUGAUUAUCCGCUGUAUGGUGUAUACCGGUGCAAUACGUGCCAUUAAACCUUCAUGAAACGCCAAGGACCAAAAAGCUCCUUUGCUAGAUUGUUUAAAGACACAAGAGGUAGUCGUUGUGCAACAGAUGGCCAUUAUGGAGUAAUGGUGCAUAAAAAAUUGCUAAGGGGCAUCUAGUCUUUACGACAUCUAUUGGAUAAGGGGGGGUUGCUUCUACACUGGAUUGUUUUCGAGAAUGACUCUUAUUAACUCAUGAUUUGGUAAUCUUAUGGACCAUCUUCACUAGCUUGUCGUCAACCUAAAAAUUUGGUAACUUUUCGAAUGAAUUCUAUUAAUCUUUGUCUGAUGAGGUUCAAAAUCAUAUGAAUAAUGUCUCAAACCCCUUGAUGGAUCGUCAGCAAGUUUUUUGAAAGAAUGAUGGCCAAGACUUUGUCAAAAAUAGCAAAAAAAUUAGGUAUCUAGAACUGUGAUUAUCACCAAUAGGAAGAACCAGGAGUAAGACAGUGGAGCGUGGAUGUACCAGUGCCAGAAGGUGGCAACAACGACGCCCUUCAGAAUACCAUCCUCAAAAGGAAUCUGGCCCCUUUGCAGAUCAAGAUCAACAAAGCCGGUAUCUAAGCAUGUUGACCUAGUUGGAAUCAAUUUUAGGUACAUCUUAGGUAGGCUGAUAAAAGCUUUACGUGUGACAUGUGGUAUUCUGUGUCUCUCGCUUCUGGCGUUGCUGUCCAGUCAGUUUCUCAGGUACUAGAAUUUGCCCGAAAGAGAGAAAGCAGAUAUGAAAUUGUUUUCUUAUUUUUGGGGAAAUUUAUUAAUUUAUUCUAUUCAUUUGAUGUCAGGAAUGAGUUUUUUUCAAAUCGCGGUGGUAUCUGAUGGUCCUGAAAAUUUGUAUGCUUCAUAGUUUUUUAUUUUUUUUAAAGUGGAUAAUAAGCCUUUUCUGGGAGUAAGGAAGAGCUCCAAGUACCAGAGCAUAGAAGUGGAUUCAAAUAAGUCGACAUCCAAAUGUAGUUCCCAAGGCCUCCCCACAUAGAAACAGCCCCAAUGAAGUUACUGAUUAGUCAUAGCUGCGGCCCUACCUAACGAUUCUCGUCGCUUUGGAAGAGAAGCGUUCUGUCUUCUCAGGCAAUAAAUAUAUCCUCAUUUGAUGAUAAUCCAUGAAAAUUUAUGCUAUUUCAAGGCUUUCCAUCAGCGCCACAAGGUAACACAAACUAGGGUUCCCCGUAUCUUCUUCAUUUUAGCUGUUUCGGGGCUCCUGUACUCCAUCUUGGUCUUCACCGUGGAGUUUCGAAUGUACACAGAAGAUUCCCUCGUGGAUGAAUGCUGGAAUGACGAUUUUUGCUUGCGGAGCUCCUCCCUCUGUUGAUAAAAUACCUCAGAGAGGCCGUGCACGAAGAGCUGCCUAACUUUUUGGUUAUUUUUUCCGGGCUUCAUCUUCUAGGGUUUCUCCGUUCCUUUGCAGUACUCCUUUUUAAGCGCGUUCCCUUCCUUCUGAACAGGCUGAUUGACCGGGCUACACGCCUCCAGAGUGAGAAAGUGCAGAAGGAAGCCGAGGUUCAGGGGCUCAUGGCGGAGAAUGUGAGGUUGAAUGCUCUUCUGGAUAAGAAAGAGGCGCAGCUCCUUGCUAUGAACGAGCAGUGCAAGUUUAUGGCACUGAGGAAGCCAGAACUCUAG